AUGUCCGACCCAGUAGCCGAGCCUGGCGCGCCAUCCAGCGGCGUGACCGAGCUCCCCCCGGCGCAGGAGAAGAGCAUCGCGACAGAGACGAAGAAGAGAGCACCAACACUCGCCCGCCUCGCAGCAACCCCCGACCGCGUCAUCCUGCGUCUGAACAAACUCCUCGCCUCCCCCGGCGGCCUCAGCGCCUUCCUAAGCACCUUCAACUACACCCUCUACCUGCUGGCCUACCUCGAGACGAAGUCCACUCCCCUGCGCAUCAGGCUGUAUCAGCUCCUCAACCGCACUUCCUCCGUCCCGGCCUUAAACACCGAACCCUCCCACAUCGCCGCCCUCGGCAGCUUGUUGAGCAGCACACGCACCACCCUCCGUCUCUUCGGCUUAUUCCCCAUGUACGCCUGGUUGCGCCAGUUAUCGCAGGGACCCAAGCCGGGUCAAGAUCAGGUGUUGUAUGCGACUGCCGUCACGCAGGCGGUGUUGUAUACUACCUUUCAAUUUUUGGAGAAUGUGGCUGUCUUGACGGACCAUAAGAUCUUACCUGCUGCUUACACGGCGAGGUGGACUGCUGCGUCGGGGGGGAAGACUGCUAAGAUAUACCUUUGGAGUUACCGGGCGUGGAUGGGUGGGGUGUUGUGUGAUUUCGUGAGGUUGUUCCGGGAAGCGCAGUUGGAGCGGGUGAAGCGGAGUCAGCGCGCUCAGAGUCAGGGUGGCAGUGAGGUUAGUGUGAAGGAGGAUGAGGAGGUGGAUCGGAAGUGGUACGCUCAGAUGGUUGUCCCGUUGAGUUGGUUGCCGGUUGCUGCGCAGUUUAGUCUGGAGAGUGGCAUUCCGGGGUUCAAUCUGGGCAUUAUGGGGGCUUGUGGUGCGUUGGCCGGGUUGGGGAGGACGGCGGAUUUGUGGGCUUCGACGGCUGAGUGA
Messenger RNA from Baudoinia panamericana UAMH 10762, 915 nucleotides. RefSeq lists its product as uncharacterized. Gene Ontology annotation, biological process: peroxisome fission. Gene Ontology annotation, cellular component: peroxisomal membrane. The record is from RefSeq and is a predicted model, not a curated record. Lineage: Eukaryota; Fungi; Ascomycota; Dothideomycetes; Mycosphaerellales; Teratosphaeriaceae. The transcript is spliced from 2 exons. Bases 1 to 915 code for a protein of 304 amino acids.